AUAACCCCACUGUCGCCAUGCCAAGCACUAGGGAAAAUCAGAUCAAUCGCAAGUUGAUCCUCCACUAGUGCACGCACAUUUUCUUUGACCACCUACUGCUUCCUAUCACGUUCCGUUCAUUGACAAGUCAAGUGACAACCUCCACCCGCUUAAAAUUUGAUCAAUUCAUCGCGUCACCACGGACGUCACGGAGCAUGAUUUAGCCUCGACAUCGGCCGUGUACGCGCACCAUUGACCGGGGUGUUCGUAUGUGCUCACUCGCACACACACACACUCGCACUGACUAGCUAGCUAGAUUCGGAUCGGAUCGAGCUGCCGUCGAUGGCGAUGCCGGAGGAGCUGCACUUCGUGCUGGUGCCGCUGGUGGCGCAGGGCCACAUCAUCCCCAUGGUGGACGUGGCGCGCCUCCUCGCCGCGCGCGGCCCGCGGGUCAGCGUGGUCACCACGCCCGUCAACGCCGCGCGCAACAGGGCCACCGUCGACGGCGCCAGGAGGGCCGGUCUCGCCGUCGAGUUCGUCGAGCUCCCCUUUCCCUGCGCGCAGCUCGGCCUACCGGAGGGGGUGGAGGCUAUCGACCAGAUGGCAGGGCUCGAGCCGGCCAUGUACCUCAGGUUCUUCCAGGCCAUAUGGAAGAUCGCCGACCCGCUGGAGGAGUACCUCCGGGCGCUGCCGCGCCGGCCGGUCUGCCUCGUCGUCGAUGCGUGCAACCCGUGGACGGCGCCGGUGUGUGAACGUCUCGGCAUCCCCAGGCUGGUGAUGCACUGCCCCUCGGCCUACUUCCAGCUCGCCGUGCACCGCCUGUCGGCGCACGGCGUGUACGACCGCGUCCGCGACGACGAGAUGGCGCCGUUCGAGGUGCCGGAGUUCCCGGUGCGCGCCGUCGGCAAUAAGGCAACGUUCCGGGGAUUCUUCCAGUACCCCGGCGUGGAGAAGGAGUACCGUGAAGCGCUCGACGCCGAGGCCACCGCCGACGGCCUGCUGUUCAACACGUCCCGCGGCAUCGAAGGCGUCUUCGUGGACGGGUACGCGGUGGCCCUCGGCAAGAGGACGUGGGCCGUCGGGCCGACAUGCGCCUCGAGCAGCAUGGUCAACGACGCCGACGCCAAGGCCGGCCGCGGCAACCGCGCCGACGUCGACGCCGGACACAUCGUCUCGUGGCUCGACGCCCGGCCGCCGGCGUCCGUGCUGUACGUCAGCUUCGGCAGCAUCUCGCAGCUGACGGCGAAGCAGCUAGCCGAGCUCGCGCGCGGCAUCGAGGCGUCCGGGCGGCCGUUCGUGUGGGCGAUCAAGGAGGCCAAGGGGGACGCCGCCGUUCGGGCGCUGCUCGACGACGAGGGGUUCGAGGCGCGCGUCAAGGACAGGGGCCUCCUCGUCCGCGGGUGGGCGCCGCAGGUGACCAUCCUCUCGCACCCGGCGGUGAGCGGCUUCCUCACGCACUGCGGCUGGAACGCGACGCUGGAGGCCGUCUCCUACGGCGUGCCGACUCUGACGUGGCCCACCGUCGCCGACCAGUUCUGCAGCGAGCAGCUGCUCGUGGACGUGCUCGGCGUGGGCGUCAGGUCCGGCGUCAAGAUCCCCGCCAUGUACCUCCCGAAAGAGGCCGAGGGGGUUCAGGUGACGAGCCGCGAGGUGGAGAAGGCGGUUGCAGAGAUGAUGGGCGACGGGCCGGAGGGGUCGGCGAGGAGGCUCAGGGCCAACGAGAUCGCCGCUGAGGCGAGGGCGGCCAUGGAGGAAAGCGGGUCAUCGCAUUCCGACUUGACGGACAUGAUCCGCUAUGUCACGGACCUGUCGAAGCAGAGAAGCCGCGAGAGGGACGCGAGCUCGAUGGCCCGGCCUUCCGAGCUCGGAGAGAAGAACCAACAGGAUGCUGUGCUGCCGGUACAAAUGACGCAAGUUAGCAUUUAGGAUCUUCCAUUUCCUGGAAUAAGUUCAACACUGGAUCAUGUUGUAUACGCAAAUGUAAAACUCCAUUCUGAGGGGACUGCUACACUUCGGCCAACGAAUCUCUUAGAGCGUA
Hordeum vulgare subsp. vulgare (domesticated barley) is the source of this 2017-nucleotide messenger RNA. Its product is annotated as UDP-glycosyltransferase 1-like. The record is from RefSeq and is a predicted model, not a curated record. Bases 322 to 1905 code for a protein of 527 amino acids. Gene Ontology annotation, molecular function: UDP-glycosyltransferase activity. NCBI's taxonomy places the organism in Eukaryota, Viridiplantae, Streptophyta, Magnoliopsida, Poales, Poaceae. The transcript has a single exon.